This is a messenger RNA of Chara braunii, 3151 nucleotides long. The record is from the annotation of a GenBank genome assembly. Lineage: Eukaryota; Viridiplantae; Streptophyta; Charophyceae; Charales; Characeae.
AGGUUGCUCGUAAUUAGCGAUCUCCUAAUUGCACGAUUGGAUAAAAGUCGCAAACCUAAAAUUAUAAUUUUAACGACCUAAUUACUAUGAAAGUACGAGAAAAGAAAAAAAAAAUUGCAACUUGCGAUUUAAUGAUAACAGAGUGCAGGUGUAGAUAAUCAAUCAAUCAAUCAAUCAAUCAAUCAAUCAAUUAAUGGCUAACAUUCUGUCGCUGUUUUAUGUGCAACAGAUUGUUGACUGGAUAGUGGAUGCGUUUUGGUGAGUGUACACCCAAAGACUCUCCUGUGAUUGGCAUCAUCAGAUUCAGAAGAUAAAAAAUCACAGCUUUUGAAAGGGGCUGAGCAGGAUAUCAAGCAUUGCGCAUCAUUCACAAAGAUGGUGAAGCGAGCGCUACUUGUGGGUUGUAAUUACAUCGGAAGGCCUUUUCGCCUGUAUGGAUGUGCAAAUGAUGUCCAUGCCAUGAAAUGCCUCUUGAUUGAACAGUUUGGAUUUCCUCCUGAAAACAUCACCAUUUUACUUGAUUGCGAUCCUUCCUACGAGUAUCCGACGGGAGCAAAGAUCAAAGAAGAGUUGCGUAAUAUGUGUGAUGGAGCAGUUGCAGGUGACAUUCUCGUAUUCCACUUUAGUGGCCAUGGGACACAAAUUCCAUCAGACGACUCCUGGUUAGUGGAAAUUGACGGGAAGGACUCCGCACUGGUCCCAGCGGACAUCAACCUCAUUGUGGAUGACGACCUGCGACUCAUCGUCAGCUUGUGUCACCCUGGUGUGAGGUUCACAAUGACUGCUGACUGCUGUAACAGUGGUGGUCUCCUAGACGGCAUUGAAGUUCCAAUAAAAGGCGAGAAGGAGUACGAUGACGACAACACCUUGAUCCGUUCCUUGAAACGUGCAGCCUCAGCCCCUCAAACAUCACCAAAAGAGCCUUGGCAGCCGGGAAAGACUGGGAACCCUGUCAAACCGAGACAUCGAGAUCUUACAAUAUCGGAUGGUGCUGUAACUGUAAGUGUUGCAAGUUUGAGUGCAGGAGGACGAGAUCCUGAAGGAACAGGAACGGCCGGCAUCAUCUUUGCGGCAAUCGCACCACCUAAAGAGGAUGUGGCGGCCCCACCCGUUGGGGGGCAGAAGGGCUCGGCCCCAGUGGCCAAAGAGAGUAGAAUUGCAUCCAGCCAGGGUGCAGAAAUGUCCGGACAGCGUACGAGCACCGCUGCUAAGGAUGAACACCAAGUGUUGCCGCCAGUUGUUGAUGAUGCGAAAAGCAAUGCCCCUUCAACAGCAACCGCGAUAUCUGUAUCCGCGCCAGAUAGUGCCGCAACUCUGGAGUCAGAACAGUGGGUACUUGUGGAUAAGGCAAUGACAGGUCCAGAGGCAGGAGCAGGCAAAGACUCAGUUCAACGGACAGGAGCUGCAAAGAAGGGAACCUCAAGGGUGACAACAAGACCGAGUGCUGUGAUAACCGCCGAGGCAUUGACGAAGGAGAUGGAGAACAUAAUGCUGGCAGAAGCAGAUGAUGAUGAUGACGGCCUGCAUGUCAUUCCUCGGUUUCUGGGACUAACUUCUUUGCUCAACGGACUGAGCGAGACACUAGGUCACAUAGUGGAUGCUGCCAAAAUCCGGCCGGCUCUGGAGGAGUUGUUUGGAAGCAAUGCGAGCCACAUGGUGCACAAGUACAAGGAAGAUGUGCAGAAGAUCGCCACCUCCCCGAAGCUCUCUCUGUCCACAAGUGCAGGGAAGAUGGCACAGCCAGCAGUACAGCAGAAGCCUCCAGAAAGCACCACAACCACAACCACGGUGUGCCAGCGAGACCAGGGACCCGCCUCCAAGGUUGAUGAGCCAGAACUAGAAACUCCUAAGUCCCUUGGAGUGCUGAUUACCGGAUGUCAGCGAUUUGAGAAAUCGGCCGAUGCAUGUCCUUCCGGGGUCCUCUCAGAAGCGUUCGGAGCCUUGACACAUGCCAUCGUCAAAAUACAUAAGGAGAAUCCGAAUGAGCAUUUCACUAAUCGAAGAUUGGUAUACGAGGUUCGUGAUCGCCUUGAGCAUAUGCGUUAUUCGCAGAACCCCUGUCUUGAAUGCAGUGAGGUGGAUGCCGACUUGCCAUUCAUAUGCUGAGAACAGGCAUGUAUAGGAGUCGCAGACAGGUCUCAUAAGCCGCCUGCAAUUGCGCACAAGGUCAAGUCUCAAUUGUGCAUGACGUCAGGUCUGCGAUCUGAACAAGGUCCAAGUCUGCAAUUGCGCACAAGACCAAGUCUGCGGAUCGCCCGUCUGCAGGACAACCCACAUUAGAUAGAGGUGUUGUUUAUUGCCCCAUCUUAAGAUAGUGUGGAUGCAAUGGUGCACAUGAUUAUAUUCGGUAUAAUAACAAUAUACAUAUCGGCCUUACACCUAAUUUGGCUAACUUCCUUGUUUUCCGCCCGCCAAACAGGGCCUAAUGGUCGUGGCUUCGUUCUAUUCUGAGGAGUGCAUCCGCAUUCCCUUUAACACUGUCAACUUAAUAACUUGAUAACCAAUACUAUGUACAAAACUCCAGUCAAACCCCCCAUGCUUCCUUCCAUUCUGUGUGCGUAAUUACUUAUUUUUAAACCACCAGUACUUCCGAGGCACUUCUCUCCGAUGCUGAAAACGCCCUGCACGCCAAGCUUUGUCGAAUCGCCAGCGCAUCCUUUUUUUUCGGUUUGCCUGGCGCCACCAGUCAUUGCCGUCAGGUAGGCCCGAAGCCUGGUUAACACGGUGCGUUGAUAAGGCCCGUGGCCGAUGUGUAGGCUUAUCUUCCCCAUAAAGAUGUCUGAGCACAGACUAAUCUCAUCCAGGGGGUGCUCAGCGUUGAAGGUUCGGAAUAUCUGCAUCCACUCCUAUACUAGAAGUCCAGCUUUUUUUUUUUUUUUUAACCACCGUUACCUUUCCCAUACAUCGGCCGUGUGGCCCUCACCGCGAGUUUCGGAGGCCGGAACACAGCGCUGAUGAAAUUUAUCACGGCCUGCGAAGAAUGCGGUAUAGGUUGUACUCCCACUUUGGACUAGAGCCUGGAAGGUGGUGGUGGCCCAGACUCCAUAGUUGUUGACUUAUUAUCUAGGCUACCAGAGUGGCCCGUGACUACUGGCCCGGCCGGGCCAAAAUAUUGACUUAUUAUCUAGGCUACCAGAGUGGCCCGUGACUA